Messenger RNA from Emiliania huxleyi CCMP1516, 702 nucleotides. RefSeq lists its product as hypothetical. The transcript has 4 exons. Bases 1 to 702 code for a protein of 233 amino acids. The record is from RefSeq and is a predicted model, not a curated record. Lineage: Eukaryota; Haptophyta; Isochrysidales; Noelaerhabdaceae.
AUGUGCAAGUGUGUGUGCACCGCCCUAUGGGUCGCACUGCUGGCCGCGCCGGUCGCCGCCGCAAACGACUGGCGGCGCUGGAUCAGCCAGGCCGCCGACAGCCUCAGCCACGCCUCGCGGGCGGAGCUCAGCCUGCCGCGGGUCGACGGCGGUGAGAGGCUGUCGCCGGCGGAGCUGGAGGCGCCACUGCUCGGCGCGCGGCUGUCGUGGCUCGCGUACGCCGAGAAGAGGCGCGAGGUCGAGGCUGGCCUCGCGCUUCUCGGCUCCGGGAUGGAGCUCGUCCGCUUCUCGCCGCAGCGCGACUCGAAAGGAGCGCAGUGGCUGGUCGCGCGCGACGCCGAGUCGGGCACCCUCUGGGUCGCCUUCCGCGGCACCGCCUCGCUCGCCGACGUGGAGCUGCGCGAGGUGGUCGAGGCGGAGCUGCGCGUCCGUCCGUGUGAGAGGCUCGCCCUGUGCGGCCACAGCCUCGGCGGCGCGCUAGCGAUGACGCUGCUCGGCGCCGGCUUGCUGCCUUGCGCCAGUGGCGACGCGGGGUACGCGCACUGGCCUGGGGGAGAGCUAGUCUACCUCGACCCUGCCGGCGGGGGCGCGCGACGCGUGCCGCGCGCGCAGCGCGAUCGGGUGCUCCACCUGCACCGGGCGGUGCACCCCGACGCGGCGGCGCACCACAAGUGCUACUUCGAUUUCACUCUGACACGCUAA